AUGAUAAACAAACCCACCGAAUCAUGCAGCCGCCGGAUUCUUAAUUUUCCGGCGACUUGUCCCGGUGAAUCGGUAUCCUUUCACACCCUUCUCACCUCUUUAAUCGGCCUAAGCCGCUCGAUAUGCAGCUUCACGUCGAAACCCAUCUUCACAAACCGAAAAAACGCAAGAACCUCGAUUCGCAUAGUACAAAAUCUCCUCCUAUUUUUCGAAGAUAUUCGACAGGACAAAAAAGAUCCCACCUUUACAGAGUCCUCUGUUCUGUUAUCUCUAUCCGAACUUCAUUUCACUCUGCAGAAACUCGAUUUCUUGUUACAAGACUGCAGCCGCGAAAAUUCGAGGCUAUGGAUGUUAAUGCAGUCCGAAAAAGUCUCGUUUCACUUUCACAACCUCGUUCGAAAUAUUGCCGUGGCUUUGGAUGUUCUGCCUUUAUCGGCACUCGAAAUUCCCGAUGAAGGUCGUGAGCUGGCCGAGCUCGUGAGGCACCGGGCCCGGAUCGCAGGCUUCGAGGUGGAAGACGAAGAUAAACGGGCCGCGAGCCGGGUUUUGCAAAGUAUCGGGUAUUUCGAAUCAGGGGUUGCCCCGGAAUCUAAUUAUCUGAAACGGGUUCUUGAUUAUUUGGGAAUCGGGACGUGGGCCGAGUGUGACAACGAAAUCAGGCUCUUGGAAAGCCUAACGGGCCCGGAAUUUGGCGGGAAAAAGGACGAGGCCCGAUUCAUAUGCGAUUUGAUCGCGUUCUUGAUUUGUUGCCGGUGCAUUGCUUUCGAAAAUAAUUUGGGAGGUUUUUCCGAAAGUAGUGUUGCGGCGCGGAGAUUCGAUUUUCGGGUCACGGGUUUUUCGAAUCUCGACGACUUCACGUGCCCGAUUUCUUUAGAAAUCAUGGGCGAUCCGGUUACGAUCUCGACCGGGCACACGUACGACCGAAAAUCGAUCGCCAAAUGGCUCAACUCCGGCAACCGCACGUGUCCCAAAACCGGGGAGCGGCUCGUUUCGGCUGAACUCGUCCCGAACCUCGCCGUGAAGCGGCUGAUCGCGCAGUGGUGCCAAGAAAACGGGCUACCGUUCCCCGGAGGGCGUUUUCGGAAUUCGGCGAAGCCGCUAGAUUUCGCCUCGGGAAGCCCCGCGGCUGAGCGGGCGGCGGGGAUCGUCGCCCGUUUUCUCGCCGGAAAAUUAAGAGACGAAAAAUCGCGGGGAAAGGCGUGCCGCGAGAUUCGACUCUUGACAAAGACGAGCGUUUUUUGCAGGUCUCGUCUGGUCGAAUCCGACGCAAUCCCGGGCCUCUUGGAUUCGACUCAUCACGAAGAAAAUCAGGAGAAUGCAGCGGCGGCACUAUUGAAUCUCUCGAAGCUCGUCGAGGGUAAGAGAGCAAUCGUCGAAAAUCGAGGAGUGGAGAAAAUAAUCGACUUAUUGAACCGAGGGGCGAAAAUGGAAACCCGGGCCCAUGCGGCCGGGGUUUUGUUCUACCUCUCGUCGGACGAGAGGUGCCGGGAAAUGAUAAACCGGAAUUCGGGCUCUGUCGUGGGCCUCGUGGGGUUGAUUCGGGCCAGGUCGGGCCGGUGGAGAAGGAAUGGUUUGGCGGCGGCCUUGGGCCUACUGGCGGGCCCGGAGAGUCACCGGAGGUUUUUAUCGGCCGGAUUGGGCCUAACGUUAGUCAAUGUGUUGACCGAGGCAAGCGGCAAGGAGGAUGACGUGGCGGAUUUGCUGUCGGUUUUGGCAGUUUUGGCCGAGAAGCCCGAAGGGGCAGAGGCGAUUAUUAGUGCCGGGGGCCUGCCGGUAAUUAUCAAGAUUUUGGGGUCGUGUGGCGAUUUUUGCGUCUCGAGGUCCGCGAAAGAGUGCUGCGUUUCGGUGCUGCUGGCUCUGUGCACCAAAGGCGGGUCGGAUGUGGUCCCGGUUUUAGUAAGGGACUCGUCGGUUAUGACGGGAUUGUACUCGGUUCUUGCGGGCGGGUCGUGUGGGCCCAGCAGGAAAGCGGGCUUGUUGAUCGGGAUAUUGCACGCGUUUGGUGAGACUAGACGGUCGGGCUCGGGCUCGGGCUCAUCCAUUGGGCCGGGCUUUGGGCCCGAGCAAUUUGUUCAUGUGUGGUGA
Molecule: messenger RNA, 2085 nt
Organism: Striga asiatica
Lineage: Eukaryota; Viridiplantae; Streptophyta; Magnoliopsida; Lamiales; Orobanchaceae
Source: the annotation of a GenBank genome assembly